AUGAACGCUGUCGCGAAUAAAAUGGAACGAGGUCAGUGUCGUGUCUUCGACGUGACGAGAGAGGGCCGAAAAACGAGGGUGCUCUUCUCGGCUGCGGGAGGAACCCGCGAGCGCGCGAGGUCUCUAGACCGCAGACUUGGCCUGCAAGUUUCGUGUCAAGUGAGGGUGCGCCACAUUCACCCGCGUGAAGUUUCAUCCUCGACCUCGGUAGUUGCGCCGCGUCGCAACCCAUCGAAACAAGCCGAGAAGAGCGUCGAGCAAAGCAGACAAAAGCCAAACCGGAUGCUCGGUGGAAGAAGAAGUCGUUUUUUGGUAGAUUUUUCGCACAGGCUCAGCCUACUAAACAACAGCCUCGAGGUUUGUCGUCAUAGCAACCGAACGGGCAUUGAGAGCGAAACACAGAGAGGAGCAGGCCGGGACGUCGAGACGUUUCUGCACCGUUUCCAAGCCAAACCAGAUGAGGACGGAGGUAGUAAGUCCCCGCCCCUGCCGGCCGACCAGUAUAAGCACAUGUCGAUCUUCGGGCUGUAG
Molecule: messenger RNA, 531 nt
Organism: Micromonas commoda
Lineage: Eukaryota; Viridiplantae; Chlorophyta; Mamiellophyceae; Mamiellales; Mamiellaceae
Exons: 2
Coding region: 1-531 (176 amino acids)
Source: RefSeq, a predicted model, not a curated record